CACCAUUGCAAACCGCCACAUCCUCUCAGACCUGUACUCUUCCUCUGUUCACGCACGAUACUGAUAGACAUAGCACGUCCGCCCGUAGUGACGCCGCCACGAUGAGCAGCCAGCAUGACCUCAACUGUUUGAACAUAAAAGAGCUCGAAUUACUUGCCCAUGAACGUAUGGACAAGCAGACCCGUGACUAUUACAACGAAGGCGCAGAUUCUGGCUCCACUCUUCGUGAGAACAUCACGGCUUAUGAGAAGUACCGCAUUCGUCCUCGUGUCCUCCGAGAUGUCUCCAAUAUUGAUACCUCUGUCAAUAUCUUCGGCUUCAGAAGCAGCAUACCCCUGGGUGUCGCACCCACAGCAAUGCAAUGUCUCGCUCACUCGGACGGCGAGCUAGGCACUGCAGGCGCCUGCAGGAAAGCCAAUGUUGCUAUGGGGUUGUCCUCCUUUGCGACCAAGACGCUAGAAGAGGUCGCACAAGCAAGUGGCCAUAUUCCGAAUGUCCUUCAGUUAUACUUGUUUGAGGAGAAGGAACACAGCAUCAAACUAAUCCAACGUGCGAAGAAAGCUGGCUUCAAAGCUGUCUUUCUCACAGUUGACACUCCGUUUCUUGGACGGCGUAACCUUGAGAUUAGAAACCAGUUCAAGCUGCCUGCGCACUUCAAGAUUGCAAAUUUUGCAGACGACGAUCCGAUGCAACCUGAGAAUGAGGGAAAUACACCAAAACGGCCACAGCUCGAGAGAAAGAAAUCGGAAGCGGGAUAUCUUGACGAUGAUGGUAAGCGUGUGGCGCCAACAGGUCCUAUCACUUUCCAUUCUCAUGCACCAAACCCAACACUAUCUUGGGAGCGUGAUAUCGACUGGCUCAAGAAAGAGUGCGGCAAUGAUAUGCAGGUGUGGGUGAAAGGCGUCGCCACAGCCGAAGACGCCAUCUUGGCCCUGCACCACCAAGUCGAUGGAAUUGUUGUCAGCAAUCAUGGAGGUCGUCAGCUGAACGGCGCUCUCGCCACGCUCGAUGCUCUGCCUGAAAUCGUUGACGCAGUAGGCGGAAAGAUUCCUGUCCACGUUGAUGGCGGCAUUCGCCAUGGCACGGAUGUCUUCAAGGCAUUGGCCCUAGGCGCUGAUUUUGUCUGGAUUGGCAGACCUGUGCUCUGGGGUCUUGCAUACAAAGGCCAAACCGGCGUCGAGCUGUGCCUGAAGCUCCUGAGCGAUGAAAUCAGGCUAUGUAUGGCUCUUGCUGGAACCGUUAAAGUGGCGGAUAUUACCAAGGAAUAUCUAGUCAAGAUUGAUAAAAGCGGAUUCAUCUCACGAUUGUGAUAGUGCUGACCUGUGUUACUUCAGUGUUAUCUGCACAUACGCGUAGAUUAUAGCCAUGUAGCGAAAGAAUAAUAGAGACCAAAGCACACUUUCACUGUGGAAAGUAGAUGAUCCAUCAUUGCGACGGCUACUUCGUUCCUGGCAAUAGCAGGGUUGUAAGAUGAGAAAUGCUGCGACAAGACUGCAGUUGCUGCUAUCGUUGUCUUUGCAAAUUGAGAGUGGAGGCACAAUAAUCUUGUUGCGAGUGCGAGGCUUUGCUUCUCGGCUAAGCACAAGGAGCAGAAGAAAAGUGAUCUUCAACGUGCCGGCUCACUGCGAUCUCAUCUCCUUCGAAUUCUUCACAGAUCGGGCACUUGGCAGUAGCCGUGGUCAGUGUCGGUUCUGUCGUUUGAGCUUCAAUUUCAUGCUCAUUGCGGAGGUCCGGCAUGAAAUCAGCGAACGUCCUCGGUGGCGGCCCGUCCGCAUAGUCGCGAGCAUCUGUCGCAUGCUUGAAAACUGUUGAACUGGCUCCGACAGCUCGAGAGGUAACUGCCGGCGGAGGCACCGUGGACAUUCGUUGCACUCUGCCUACUCUACCGUCACGCAGCCGUACCUUGAUUCCUCUCGGGUGGUUCCCGCGUGUCAACAGGUCCUGGACUAUGCCUUGAACUUCUUUGCCAGUGGGUUGAUCUUCCUUUAAUACGAUCGAAACCUCAGCACCGGGUACGACUUCUUGUAUUGAGGGCACCGACUUGUAGUCCGGGCUUGAAUAGUGGCCUCUGCCACCACGAUGGCCUCCUCGGCCUCGAGCUCGCGUCUGCUGCUGACCAUCACCAUGAGGCUGGCGAUUGCGAGGCCGGUUCAUCUUGGUGCUCG
Molecule: messenger RNA, 2165 nt
Organism: Sphaerulina musiva SO2202
Lineage: Eukaryota; Fungi; Ascomycota; Dothideomycetes; Mycosphaerellales; Mycosphaerellaceae
Product: L-lactate dehydrogenase
Exons: 6
Coding region: 102-1310 (402 amino acids)
Molecular function (GO): oxidoreductase activity; FMN binding
Source: RefSeq, a predicted model, not a curated record